Molecule: messenger RNA, 1797 nt
Organism: Aspergillus mulundensis
Lineage: Eukaryota; Fungi; Ascomycota; Eurotiomycetes; Eurotiales; Aspergillaceae
Product: GMC family oxidoreductase
Exons: 3
Coding region: 1-1797 (598 amino acids)
Biological process (GO): secondary metabolite biosynthetic process
Molecular function (GO): oxidoreductase activity, acting on CH-OH group of donors; flavin adenine dinucleotide binding
Source: RefSeq, a predicted model, not a curated record
AUGCAUCCGUUUGCGCCUCUUCUCGCAUUUCUUGCAUCGUUUGCUGUGCCAUCGCUUGCCCUCCACCAUGGACCGGGUAUCAAUGCAACAUACGACUACAUAGUUGUCGGUGGAGGAACCUCCGGAUUAGCGCUUGCAGCACGACUUGCCGAGGACCCUUCGAUUAGCGUCGCUGUCGUGGAGGCUGGUGGUUACUACGAAGAGGAGGGUGGUCCUGAAAAUGUUAUUCCGGCGCUGUGUCCGUUUGCCAACACCAGCACCGAUCCGGCCGACAGCUCUCCCAUUGACUGGAACUUUGAUACACUGCCUCUGACGGAUGCGAACAGUCGCGUCAUUCGGUACGCGCGAGGAAAGACACUCGGCGGCUCUUCUGCUCGUAACUUCAUGGUUUACCAUCGAGGCACAAGAGGCACGUAUGACCAGUGGGCUGAGCUUACAGGAGACUCCUCGUGGAGCUGGGAGUCAGUGCUACCGUACUUCAAGAGAGGCUGCACUCUCACACCACCGAACGAGGCUACACGAUUCCCUAAUACAACCGUGACAUACAAUGACGCAGCCUGUGACCCAGCAGGCGGGCCUCUCCACGUCACCUGGCCCAACUACGGCGACCCAUUUGCAACCUGGGCAGCGAUCGGGCUUGAAGCGAUCGGUAUGUCGCCGGCCAACGACUUCAACAGUGGCGAGCUGAAUGGCACGGCAUGGGCAUCCAAUACAAUCCACCCGCGCAGGCAAAUCCGCGAGUCCUCGGAGACCAGCUACCUGCGCAGUGCUUUGAAGACCAGCACCCUUGCGGUCUAUGACCAUACCAUGGCGCUGAGGAUAGACUUUGAAGGCUUGAAUGCUGUCGGCGUCCAGGUAAAAACUGCUGGGAAGCGAUAUACCCUCCGAGCACGCAAGGAGGUCAUCAUAUCUGCCGGAGCGUUCCAGUCGCCGCAGCUUCUCAUGGUGUCGGGCAUCGGGCCCAGAAGUACCCUUGAACCUCUCGGCAUCACCGUGAUAGCGGACUCUCCGGGCGUUGGGCAGGGAAUGUGGGAUCAUCCCAUCUUCAAUGUGGCAUACCAGGUCAAUGUCGAGACCAUGACCCGCUACCAGACGGAUCCUGAGUACGCAGCCCAGGUGAUGCUAGAGUACGAAUCAAGAAGAGAGGGCCCGCUCACCACCCCUGUUCCUGGUAUCCUAGGAUGGGAAAGGCUCUCUGAAAGCCUCCUUUCUGCCGAAGCGAUAGAAGCUCUUGCAGUCUUCCCCGAUGACUGGCCCAUGGUGGAAUACAUCAGCCGGGGAACCGGCCUCCUCGACCCCAGCGAUGGCAGCAACGGGGAACAGUAUGCAGGCAUCGGCACCGCAUUAGUGGCUCCCCUCUCGCGUGGUAGUAUUUCAAUCAACAGCAGCAGCGCCGAGCACCCGCCUCUCAUUGACCUGGGCUACCUCACCCACCCGGUAGACAGAGAGGUCGCUAUUGCCGCGCUCAAACGGACCCGGCAAGCAUUCGAAGCAUCGGGUGUGACAGUUGGUGACGAGUAUCAACCCGGCCCAGCGGUUCAGACGGACGAGGAGAUUUUGGAGUACAUCCGUGCUACAAUUAGCCCCGUAUACCACCCAGCGGGCACAUGUGUCAUGGGGAAGGCGACUGAUCGUAAUGCGGUGGUGGACAGUCAAGCCCGCGUCAUUGGAGUCAAUAAUCUGCGAGUAGUCGAUGCAAGCAUCUUUCCUGCUCUGCCGCCGGGACAUCCGCAGGCCAGCUGUUAUAUGGUUGCUGAGAAGAUCGCGGAUGAUAUUCUCCAUGGGCCUUCUCAAUAA